AUGCCAAUGCUUCAUCAGCAAACUUUGCCUGAAGGUUACGCCACGAUACGGCGAAGUAAAGGCCGUAAUGAUCACAAGCAUAAGCUUCGCACGUCGUCAACAUCAUCGAUUGAAAUGACCGAAUUGAGUCCAAGACGAAAGUCAAUAAAGCGAACUUUUGAUUCGGAAAUUAUGUACGCGAAAAAGCUUAACGAAGUAUUUGAUGAGUCGAUUGAAUUAGAUGAAGACGUUCUUAAUGGUUUCGAGAGCGACGCUGAUGGGAUGAGUCAAUUUUCUGAUUCAAUCAACAAACGCACAACAUUUGAGACAUUCAAGCCCCGAAAUUCAAUUGAAAGUGGAGACGAUGGCAGUGACAAAGAUCUGCAACAAUCAAAUGAAUGCUUCCAAUCAUUGCCUUACGACAUUAUCAUGUCACCAUUGAAAUCACCUCAAUACAUAAAUCAGCUAAAUGCGAUGAGAUCAAAAUCAACAGUUGAUGGAGUUACGCGACAAUUUCCGCUUUAUUCCCGUCCUGAAAGUCCGAAAUAUGGCAAAAUUUUAUACCAUCAUCGGUCAACAUCGCCAUCAGCUGAUAGCAUGGAUAAUUCGUCUUCGAACUCAUCCACUUAUUCUUCCAAUCAUCACGCAGCUUUUCAACAUGCAUCAAUGACUCAAUCGCUACAUCUCCCAUCGACAACAAAUCGCCAACAAGGCGAAGAUGAAAAUGUGAUUUUAAUUAAUGUUCAACCACAUGCAAGAAAGCAUCCACCUCUUAAAGCCACUAAUCUCAAUUAUAGGAAAUCGUUUAGUCAUUUCAAUGGAAAUGGCAAUGGAAGAUUGGUCAGUAAUAAUAUUGAUGACAGCUCCGAGCAAAUAAAUCGAUGUUCAAUGCAAUCAUCGCUUACUAUGACAAAGUCACUUUACAGCCCAUCGUUGCUUUCUCAUGUUCAACAUCGACGCUUUGCAACACUUGCCCAUCCCAAAGAAAAGCAACAUUUUGAAAACGACAAUAAAUUAGCAUCGUCAUUGGGAGAUUUAAUUCAUUGGGAUCCAAUUUUGAGCUGUAAGAUUGGCUCACAAACCACAUUAAGAACAAAACCACCAGUGCCUUGGUACGAACUGGCAAUUAAGAAGGAAUUUCGUCAAAGCUGUCCUCCACUUCAGCACGCGAUGUUUGGGGCUUUAGUCACUCCCAAAAGACACAAUAAAACUGUAAGGAAUUACAUCACGGAUUUAGAAAGGAGAAAAAUGUGA
Clunio marinus is the source of this 1233-nucleotide messenger RNA. NCBI's taxonomy places the organism in Eukaryota, Metazoa, Arthropoda, Insecta, Diptera, Chironomidae. The record is from the annotation of a GenBank genome assembly.